Apiotrichum porosum is the source of this 2121-nucleotide messenger RNA. RefSeq lists its product as uncharacterized. The coding region runs from base 1 to 2121 and encodes 706 amino acids. The transcript has 4 exons. NCBI's taxonomy places the organism in Eukaryota, Fungi, Basidiomycota, Tremellomycetes, Trichosporonales, Trichosporonaceae. The record is from RefSeq and is a predicted model, not a curated record.
AUGGCCGCCGUCUCCGCCGCGGGGCCAUCGCGCUACGCCAUGUCGACGAGCCCAUUCGAAGACAACGGGGCUGUGGAACACCUCCCAUCCCCCGUGCUGCCUCCCUCGCAACUGCCGCACGAGUUCGACCUGCUGCCCAACGGGUCCGCGGCAUCGGGGUCCGACUCGCUGCGCGCCGACGCGACAGCAAAUGGUUCGGCGGCAGGCAGCUCUGCGAGCCUCGGAGUCGAGCGGCGCAUACGCUCGACCCCGUCUGCCACGACGUCGGACACGAGCUCCAUUCGCAGCGCAUCCCUGCACUCGGCCAGCGUGCACUCGUCCACACGAGAACGCGCACUAGGCGGCAUAUUCGCGCGUCGAGGGAGCGCUCUCCCCAACGGCCGCAGACCCAAGAGUGCGAGCUCGAACCAGUCGAGCUCGCAUGUCGCCGACGAUGAGUUUGAGAUGACGCCCAUGUCGCGGUCCAAGAAGAAGCGUAUCGUGGAGGACAUUGAAAAGCACGUCGACCGCGCAAAGGCGGACGCCGCGUUGGGCAAGUGGAGGAGAUGGAUCGCCGAGCAGCCGCCUCAAGAGGCAGAAGCUCACCCCAUCCUCCCCAGCCCACACCUAUACAACAACGGCACAAUCAACUCAAUGUCGUCGAGCGGCUACCACGGCGGCAGCAGCAACUACCACUCUUCCGGCCACAGCCACAACCACUUUCAACCACCAACCGCAGCCUCCCUCUUCCCCCGCUACUCUCAGCUUUCAGAGUCCCACUCGGCGCCGUUCACAGAACACAUGAACGGCGACAUCCCUCUCCCCAGCGAGGCCGUCAUCGCGUCGGCGCGUGGCUCCAUUGCCGGCCCCAGCACCCCGCAGUGGGUCAGCGAUCCCUCGUCGUCCGAGGCCUCACAUGCUCGCCCAUUAACCCCCCACUCGACCUUUCCCUCGCUUGUGCCCGGCGCACAAGAGAUCUACCUUACCGAGAGUGUCCGCAUGCUCCGUGACGUCGAGCUCGCAGUCGACCCAGUCUACUACGACCAGGCUACUGGUGGCUCGCCCAAUGCCCGCUCCAGGAGGCUGUCGACCCAUCCGCGACUGUCCGACAUGGAGAACCCAUUCUGCUCAAUCGACACUCUGCUGGCCCGGAGGCGUAUCCGCCCACUGGUCCUCGAGCUCGUCCAAGCUCUGGGUGCCUACAUUGACGCCGUGUGGGCAACCACACACCCAGGGCGUCCAUGUCCAUGGGCCGGUGUCCCCAUUGCCGCCGCCGUGCGCCGCGCCUCGCUUGCCGCCAGCAUCCCCGCACCCAAGACGUGGCGGUCGUGGACUCUGACGGCGGCCCGUGAGGCAAAGCGCCAGGGCUUCCUCGCCAACCCGCCAACGGUCAGCGAGGUCGCGUUCUGGGGCUGGGAGAUCCGUUAUGGGCUGCGCGACAUUGACGAGGCCGUCAACCGCCGUAAAGACCUCGGAUGGGCCUUUGGCGAGGUCGUCAUCCGCGGCCAGUACGGCGACAUUCUGCCCGCAAACGUGUUCGCAGCAGACGGCGGCGGAGGCAACUUGUGUCGUCUCCUGAAUGACCUCGAAGAGGCAUUGUGGGGCGAUGCCAUGCCCGCACCCAGUGACUUGGCGUUUGAGCACGACUUCAACUUCAACCCAUUCUCAGUAUACCGCGAAGGCGACGAGCUCAUCGGCGUCGAGACGACCAACCGCGGCAUCGAGGCGCGCGAGGCCGAGAUGCGUAAAGUCUUUGGCGUCGACUUUUUCCCGGCCGUCUCGGCGAGCCACACGAGCCACACCCUCUCUCCUCUGGGCUUGCCACCGCACUCGCACUCGCCGCCAUCCGCGUCCCACCACGCGCCAUUACCGCCAUCGCGCGGCGCGUCAUUCUCCCCCGACGCGCCACCCUCGCUCUCGCUCCCCUCGUCGCCCAAGAGCAAGUAUGACGCGUCGCCGCGCACGCCCGCCGACGCGGCCAUCCUCGUCAUGCCCGACCUGGACUUUGUGGCUCUGGGCGCGCUCCAGGAGAUGACCAUGGAGGAGAAGCUCGAGCUCGGACGCAGGCGGCACAAGGAGUAUCUCGAGCGCACGCGCCUCGAGAACGCCGUGGCGAACGGUACGCCGGGGCUUGCAUUAUAG